AUGGUCACCACCAAGAUGUGCAAGCUGCCGAGCGCUGACUGGCUGUUCCUCUUCGUGGUGGAGCUGGGAUGGACAUUGGCACUGAUCCCUCCUUCCCCCAUGGGCCUCUCUGCCUGGUGCUACGACUCCAUCUUCAGCUUCGAGUGCCAGACCUUCUUCGGCAGAUCCCUCUUCUUCGUGGGCGAACUCGGGGUCAACGACUACCACUUCUCUUUCCUCACUAAGAGCGUGCAAGAGAUCAUACAAAAAAUCCCAGAUGUCAUCAGGACCAUCUCAACGGCCAUCGAGAGGCUGAUCAAGCACGGGGCGACAAAUUUCGUGGUUCCGAGGACAAUCCCAUCGGGAUGCGCACCGCCGGUUCUCGCCUUGUUCCCCGAUGCCGCCCCGGCAGAAUACAACUCCACCACCGGUUGCCUGGAAGAUAUCAAUAAGCUAGGGAUGCACCACAACCUGCUGCUGCAGGAGGCCCUCAAGAAGCUCCGGGGCAGGCACCCAGGCGGCAUGAUCGUUUACGCAGACCUCUUCGGUCCAAUCAUGGACAUGGUGGAGUUGCCUCGCAAGUAUGGGUUUGAAGAUGUUCUUACCAUCUGUUGCGGAGGGCCUGGGACACUUUUCUGCGGUGAUGAAGGUGCAAACCUAUGUGAGAAACCGGCUGCUUGUCUGUUCUGGGACGGCGUCCACUUGACGGAGGCGGCUUACCACUACAUCGCCGAUGUCUGGCUGGACAGCAUGGACUCCCCUGCAAUAUAG
Molecule: messenger RNA, 750 nt
Organism: Triticum urartu
Lineage: Eukaryota; Viridiplantae; Streptophyta; Magnoliopsida; Poales; Poaceae
Source: RefSeq, a predicted model, not a curated record